AUGGCCCUUCUACCCACCCUCCCCACCCUCCUCCUCGCCCUGAGCCUCCAGUCUUUCGUAUCCGCGCACGGCGCCACCUCACCCCUAGCGCUCGCUCGACGCAGCGCUUACCACCUAGACGCGCGCGCGGCGCUCUCGCGGUGCUCGCACAAGCUGCGGUUGCGAGAGCUAGCCACGCACCGGCUCGCGCGGCGCGCGGAGCUGAUAGAAUCGUACCUUUCCCGCCGUAGCGUCGAGAAGCGCGCUUUCGUCCCGCGCCCGAUGUCGAAGCUCCAGGGGAACGGCAGCGAGCCGUGUAUUCUGGCGCCGGAGGUUACGAUUGGGCCUUAUUAUGUCAAGGAACAGCUGAUACACGGCGAUAUACGUAAGGGCGAGGGCGAGAGAGGCGUGCCGCUGCUGCUCGAUCUGCAGUUUGUCGAUAUUAACACGUGCGAGACGGUUCCGAACGUUAUGGUUGAUGUUUGGCAUUGCAAUACCACUGGAAAGUACUCGGGCUUUGAGGUGGAGCAGACCGUUGGCGAAUCGUUGAAUCGGGGAUUGCACCCCACUGAUCGCCACGAGAUAAUGCACAUGACCACCUCCUUCCCGGGCUGGUACAGCGGACGGGCGACACACAUCCACAUCGCCGCGCACGUCGGCGGGGCUAUCGACCGGCGCAAGCGUGUGUACGUCGGCGGCAACACGACCCACAUCGGGCAGGACUUCAUCUUCCACCAGGAAAACACCGGGUACGAUGCGCUCGCCGACUACCAGCUCCUGGGCGAUGAGCUCGACGACGGCGUGCUCGCGUUCCUUAGCAUAGGCAUCGAUGCGAAGAUGGACUACCCCCUCGAGAUGACGUUCCCCGGUGGAGGUGGCCCAGGCGGAUUCAGCAUGCCCCCGAACUUUACUAUCACUCUCCCGCCCGGGCUCACCCUGCCCCCAGGGUUCACCAUUCCCUCCGGCGUAUCGGUCGUCACCGCCACCGGCACGCUAUCCGGUACGCUCGGGAUCCCGUCGCCAUCGGCGAAUGCCACCGCAGCACCGUAG
Messenger RNA from Tricharina praecox, 1029 nucleotides. Its product is annotated as Intradiol ring-cleavage dioxygenase. Lineage: Eukaryota; Fungi; Ascomycota; Pezizomycetes; Pezizales; Pyronemataceae. The record is from RefSeq and is a predicted model, not a curated record. The transcript has 5 exons. Bases 1 to 1029 code for a protein of 342 amino acids. Gene Ontology annotation, molecular function: ferric iron binding; oxidoreductase activity, acting on single donors with incorporation of molecular oxygen, incorporation of two atoms of oxygen.